AUGUCAAUCUAUCUAUCUAUCUAUCUAUCUAUCUAUCUAUCUAUCUAUCUAUCUAUCGUAUGUUCAUAUCUAUCUAUCUAUCUAUCUAUCUAUCUAUCUUCUGUUCAUAUCUAUCUAUCUAUCUAUCUAUCUAUCUAUCUAUCUAUCUAUCUAUCUAUCUAUCUUCUGUUCAUAUCUAUCUUAUAUUUGUCUCUUGAUAUAUUUCCCAAUAUUGAUCUAAAUAUUUACAAUCUAUCUAUCUAUCUAUCUAUCUAUCUAUCUAUCUAUCUAUCUAUCUAUCUAUCUAUGCCAUGUAUAUACUUUUGCUUCAUUCGUCGUUCGCGGCAGGGGGGUAUUUUCAGGGGAGUGGGUGGGGAGGUGGUUAAAGAAAAAGCUUCGAAACAUGAAUCACUUCACGCAAGCUAUUCCAAAAUGCAAAUAUGCGCAUACCGGUCGGUGGGCCAAUGCGAAUUUACGACGCGGAGCCGGGCGUCGGGGGGGGGAGGGGUGGAGACUGUCUCACUCUAUAAAUAUCUAGCUGACAGCCUUUAUCUCUCUCCACCCCACACUCUCUCUCUGUCCAUCUCAAACACCCAUUUAAUAUCUAUCUAUCUAUCUAUCUAUCUAUCUAUCUAUCUAUCUAUCUAUUUACGUCCUUGUUUCUACUACGUCAUUAACAUAAACUUUUUUCUCUUUCUUUCUUUCUUUCUUUCUUUCUUUCUUUCUUUCUUUCUUUCUUUCUUUUUUUCUUUCUUUCUUUCUUUUUUGAUCCCUAUCUAUCUUCUCGUCUCUCUUGAUUGGUACAAAUGUGAAAUCGUGACUCCGCCCCUGAGUAUUAAUCGAUGUAAGCAACAGGUCUCCCCCCCCAACACCCUUCGAUCGCUGAAAGCUUUUCGGCAAACACUUCCCCUCUGUCCUCCUCCUCUUUUCUCUCUCCUCUUCUUCCUCCUCCUCUUCCUCUUCACUCACAUUCUAAUCCGUUCCCCCCCCUUUACUCCUUCCUCUUUUUACUUUAGUUUCUCUUUAUCCUAUAUUCAUUAUUCUUGCUCUGUUUCGUCAACGCUGUCCUCUUCUUUCUUUUCGUCACGAGCCUCCUCCUCCUUUUUUCUUCCUGAUCUUUCUUUUUUAUUUAAUCGCUGA
Acanthosepion pharaonis is the source of this 1119-nucleotide messenger RNA. The record is from the annotation of a GenBank genome assembly. Lineage: Eukaryota; Metazoa; Mollusca; Cephalopoda; Sepiida; Sepiidae.